Molecule: messenger RNA, 1446 nt
Organism: Zygotorulaspora mrakii
Lineage: Eukaryota; Fungi; Ascomycota; Saccharomycetes; Saccharomycetales; Saccharomycetaceae
Gene: TED1
Product: Ted1p
Exons: 1
Coding region: 1-1446 (481 amino acids)
Biological process (GO): GPI anchor biosynthetic process
Cellular component (GO): endoplasmic reticulum
Source: RefSeq, a predicted model, not a curated record
AUGGUUUCUAAAUCAAUUUUUAAGAAGAUUGCCAUAUUUGGGACUUUCCUAGCGAUCGUCACCAACAUAUAUACGGCUACGUACCCAUCGGUUCACCCAUCGAAAUGUUCAUGGAAAUGUACGCAAAAUGAUGAUGACAUAGCGGUAGAUCUACUUAGUAGUUGGGAGAAGGUUGUCUAUUACAGCAAGAGAUAUUUGUUUGAUGUCAAAGAGCAACUUUUGCCGGGAAAGCCUGAUGAAGAGACUACAAAAAACGACGAUCCAGCUGAUAUUCACCUAAUGGCUUUCGGAGAUCCACAGAUAAAAGGAAUAUUUUCUAAUACGCCAUACAUUACACGAUUAGACAUUUUCGGGAAUGAUUUUUUCUUAGGUCAUAUCGCCUCAACAAUGAGAAGACGUUUGCACCCCUCACAUAUAGCUGUAAUGGGAGAUCUUUUUUCUUCUCAAUGGAUAGGUGACUCAGAGUUUUACAACCGGACUUCCCGCUACAUGAGUCGAAUAUUUGGCAGAGAUAUUUCAUCAUUGGAGCAAAUCAAGUCAGAGCAUCAUGACAAAGAUGGUCAAUAUCAAGUUGAUUGGGAAUCUUGGGGCAAAAAACUGGAUAAAAUUCGUGCAACAGAAAAGCCUUGGGAUUUAGGUUUCCAUCACGAAAAUGUUUACUCCUGGGACCCACAAAAUGAGGAUUCAUUAUUUAUCAAUAUUACAGGAAAUCAUGAUAUUGGGUAUUCAGGCGAUGUGACUUACCAACAUUUGUCAAGAUUUCAUGAACUAUUUGGUAGCGAUAACUAUUGGAUAGAAUAUGAUACAGAUACUGAUCAUCCAUGGCGAAUUGUCGUACUGGAUUCCUUACUACUGGAAGGUCCAGGGUUGCAAAAUGAGUUUAUCGAUGUUACUUGGGAAUUUUUAUACCAGCUAUUUGAAAGAAGAUUUAAAGGUAGUACAGUGUUAUUAACUCAUGUUCCCCUUUAUAAAGAAGAAGGUAUAUGCUCUGAUGGCCCUGAGACCCGGUUUUAUCCGGAAGUCUACGAACCAGAACCUUACAAAUCGAAAUUACUGAGAUCACAUAACCAUUUGAGCGAAGAAGUGACGAAAAGAGUUCUUAACUUAAUUUUUGAUAAUAACAAACCAGGAAUUAUUUUGACUGGUCAUGAUCAUGUAGGCUGCGAAACUUAUUACAACAAGAACUCUACGUCUGGGGAUUGGAAAGCUUCCAAAAAAAUCGAGUCCCCCGGAGAGUUAUUAUCGGUCCAAGAAAUCACAGUCAAGGCAAUGAUGGGCGAAUUUCAUGGAAAUACUGGACUUGUAACAGGUCACUUUAAUAAGAAAACUGGCCUUUGGGAAUGGUAUUUUAGCUUAUGUCCCUUCACUAUUCAGCAUGUUUGGUGGAUUUCUAAAGUAAGCGCAUUGCUUACCGGAUUGUUGUGGUCAAUUUAUAUUCUUUUGUAG